ACAGGUUGAGAUACUGUUUGGUAGCGAGACACAGUUAGUCAAGACAGCUCGAAAGAUUGUUUGUCGAAAGAUUGCAGUCGUCGUUUUAGUACAAGACGUCUUUCUUGGGAUUACUGAUAGCUAUGUGACUUGAGAUGACCAGCGAUAUGUCCAGGGAUUCAACAAGAGAAAUGGACGCCUCAUCAUCCUAUACAUUCGGUUCAGAGGGCUGCAGUCCCAGCUUCAAGCGCCGUCGGACAGUCGAGGAUUUUAACAAGUUCUGCACCUUUGUGCUGGCUUAUGCCGGUUAUAUUCCCUACCCUCAGGAGGAGGCAGCACUGAGGAGCAGCUCCAGCCCGCCCAACAGCACGGGCAGCACGGCGGACAGCGACGGCUGGGAGACCCCUCGACACGACCGCGACCUCCCUUCCGCCAGCGACCCUCCCCGGCCCAAGAAAUGCAAGAGCUUCUCUGGGUUCAAGGGGCCGGAGAAGCGGGUCGGGGACCGCCCAGUGCCCCUCAAGCACCCCAAGUCCACGGGCCUCCUCCUGGAUGGCAGGCAGAAGACCGACAAGCUGAAGAAGAAGAAGAAGAAGAAGCUGAGGAGGCGAGAGGAGGGAGAGCAGAGCACGCCGGCGGCGGCCCUUACCGCCGGAGCCGAUGCCAGUCCGCCCUUCCUGGGCCGGCCGAUUAAGCAGGAGCCUGAGGAUGACUUCAGUACCUCCACCCCGUACACGCGGGCCCCUGGCCCCGAGCGGUCCGCAGCGGCCACGGGAGGCUUCGGCCUCAGUCCCGUCCGCCGCUUCCACACGGACCCGCCCGUCCGCUGCAAGGAGGAGCCCGACGUCAAGCUGCCCUGCUGGGAGCCGCCCGCGGCCUGCAGAGUCUCCGAGUCCAGCGCCAGCGCCCGACAGGGUGAGGAGGAGGAGGAGGAGGAGGAGGAGGAGGAGUCGGUGGUGGUGAAGGAGGAAGGCGUUCCCGGGAAACGGACUGUGAUCCGUCAGGGGAAGCAGGUGGUGUUCCGGGACGAGGACGGCUCCGGGGACGAUGAGGACAUCAUGGUGGACUCAGACGAUGACUCCUGGGAUCUGGUGACCUGCUUCUGCACGAAGCCCUUUGCCGGGAGGGCCAUGAUUGAGUGCAACCAGUGCAACACCUGGGUCCACCUGUCCUGUGCCAAAAUCCGCAAGUCCAACGUCCCCGAGACGUACGUGUGUCAGAGCUGCAGGGACUCCCAAUUCGACAUCCGACGCUCCAACCGAUCCCGCAUGGGGUCCCGGAAACACCUGUUGGAUUGACCCCCCCCCCCCUUCCCACACGUUCCCCCCCCCCGCCAGACUUUUGCACUAAAAGGGCGGGGGAUGGGAGAGAAACGGACUCCACAGUUUAGACUGAGUUACCCAUGGUUCGAGCACAAGAAUCAGUGUUUUCCUAAAAGGUUUGUGCGCAAGGCAAUCAUUUCAGGUCACAGGAAAUCUACAGCAUUAAAUGAUCAGGCUUUGACUGCAGGCGGAUGUCUUGAAUGGACACCAGGAAGUCUGCUUUAGAACGACUAGGAGUGCAUGUGAACAUUGGUAUUGAAUGGAGGGGCGUGGAUGGAAGAAGUAUGGUGGUGAUUGGUGCACUGUUUAGGAGGAUGAGGAGUCUCACAAACUUCUCUGAUAUUACCGUUUCAGUGGUGCGGUUAUCAGAUCUUUAUGAUGAUAACUUGGAGACUUGGAUUCCUUGCGACUUCCAAACACCCCAGAUGUUUUUUCACGAGUCCUCUGAUGUUCGUUGUUUUGAUUGGUUAUCGUGCUCCUUUGCCUUCUCCACUCUUAGUCAUAAUCAUAAAAGGAGAACUUGUUUAAUAGAAUUGUUGGGUUUUAUUCAUUUUUUUUCUUUGUUUUGUAUGGAUUUUUGAAAAUGUCUUGAUUCUAAAUGUGGUCACCUUGUUUUUAACAGUAAAGCUAGCAAGUAAGCCGAUCGUCAGUCUGAUCGGCCUUUUUGGAACAGCUGCCAUGGAAACUGGACUGAUGUCUUUGCUGGUUGAGGGUGCAUUUGUUUCUUGUGGAGUAGGCACUGGACUCUGCCUUUGUGUAGCUUUUCCUUACACUGUCUUUUGCCAUCCAGUGAGAAGCUUUAGUGUAAACAUUAGCCUUUUUCAGAGAUUGUUCGUGUUCAUUUUUGUGUUCCAUAUUUUCUUCAUUCCCCUUGUUCUUAUUCAGCCAGACACUUGACGCAUGUUUGCUUCACGUUUGUGUCUGUAGGAUAAAGGUUAGUGAGCCUAUAAGGGGGAAGCGUUAAUUUCACGUCGUCGGUUUGUUUUAGAACCAAACAGUUGUUGAAACAUUGUAGAAAUGUAUAAAAUCUAUUGCAGAAUACAUUUUAAGGAGACUUUAAAAAGAUUACUUCAGCAUAUUUGCAUAUUUUCUUCCUUGGGUUUUUGUUUAGAUUCCCACCACAACAGUGGACAGAAAAUGAGUUAUUUGGAGUCUGAAUUCACUGGUUGGUCGUUGAUAAAGGAUGGCUUUAUUUGGUUCAGUCAGAGGACUGGGGUUGGCCAGUAAUUCUGUGCACACUACUUUUUAUGACCUACAAUGGGAGCACCUGUUGCAAAUAUCUUGGUGUGCAACAGUGUUGGGUUUGUCAUUUUACAUGGUAGCACAUCAGGGGCUGGCAUCUUGUCAACAAAACUGGAAAAAAUACAUAGGAUUGAACUUUGCUUUUGGAGGGUGGCUGGUGAACCUAGAGUGGGACACGCGAUCUAACCCCCCUUUCGCCACAGACACAAUACGUCACAGUGCCUCCUCCCGUCCGCCGUCUGAAAAUCCUAAAUGCCGAGCUUCCAGGUGUCGUAAUCUCCUCUUUGGUGCUAAGUCAUUAGGCAGAGCCAGAUUCAUCCCUUACACAGUGAGGGAGAUUACGGCAUUCAAACAGUGCGUGAGAAUGCACUGCACAAAGCCUAUUAUCAGGAAAACGCACCAUCUCUCUCCCAUUGGCAGGAAUGUGCUUAUGUUCGUUUGCUGGAUAAGUGCUGUAAUUUUUAGGACAGGCUUAGUUUGCAGUUCUUUUUCGCGUCUUGUCAUUCACAAUUAACAGGAGAGUUCUGCUGGGCGUUUCCAUUGUAUUGAGCUGUCUGACAUAACUGGAUGUAAAUUGGGAGGAACGGGACAGUUAACGGGAUAGUUAAUUUUCAGUGGUUAAAAUGGAAAUUUAUACGGUGUCAGGACUCUACUGUCAGUUUACCAAAAAGGAUGUUUUCCCUUUCCGUUUUUCAGAGAAAUCAUGAGAUAUAUUUCGUAACCAGUGAGACGGCACAAAUGGGAGUUUUCUGCUUGUUACAUUGGAAAAGUGGGGCCAGAGAAAGCCGUUUCUGUGAAACUGCAUAUUGUUAUUUGUUGUAAAUAAAGAUCUAAUGAUUUUAAUCGACACCAAA
This is a messenger RNA of Conger conger (European conger), 3397 nucleotides long. It is a transcript of the gene phf13, whose product is annotated as PHD finger protein 13. Bases 135 to 1277 code for a protein of 380 amino acids. NCBI's taxonomy places the organism in Eukaryota, Metazoa, Chordata, Actinopteri, Anguilliformes, Congridae. The record is from RefSeq and is a predicted model, not a curated record. Gene Ontology annotation, biological process: mitotic chromosome condensation. Gene Ontology annotation, molecular function: chromatin binding. The transcript has 5 exons.